AUUUGACACUUGACAGUCAUGAAUUUGAUUGAGGUUAUGUUUUGGUAAACAACAAAAUAAUUAUUAUAUAAUUUCAUUUUAAAAAAAUUGUAGCUAUCUUUAGAAUUUAUCACUCCGUAGUAAUCUUUACACACAAUGUUAUUUAGAUGGUUACAUAAAUACAUUCGACGGAAUACUAAACCCAUACCGGGCGAUGUUGCAGUUUUAUGGAAACGAAGACUGAGCAUAGCGUAUGCAGUUUUGGCUUGGAACGCUUUUGGCCUUUUUGUUUAUUCUUUAUACCAAGGAAAAGCUGAUUGGGCACAUUAUUAUGGAUUAAAAUCUGAUGAAGAACACUCUAUGCCACCAGCACGAGCUUGGGCUAACACAUUAGGAAUUAAAAAUGCUAAAGUUGUAAGGAUAUCUGGCUUUACUAAGGUAGAUGAAUAUGACAUCGUUGAUGGUGAGGAAGUAAGAAAAAAGGAAAAUGAAACUGGAAAAGAAGAGCUUAGUCAAUAGUUUAUUGUUUUGUAAAAUUAUUUAUGUAUAAGUAGUAUUAAGAAACAAGUUUAUUAUACAAUC
Molecule: messenger RNA, 561 nt
Organism: Bicyclus anynana (squinting bush brown)
Lineage: Eukaryota; Metazoa; Arthropoda; Insecta; Lepidoptera; Nymphalidae
Exons: 2
Coding region: 136-498 (120 amino acids)
Source: RefSeq, a predicted model, not a curated record